CGCCCAGGUGUGACGUAUGGGACUCGGCAGCUUGGUUCUAGUCACGUGAUGGACUAAAUCAAAGUGGUUGCGUGUUUGCUGUUAGCUGUUGACGAAGCUUUUACACAGCAAGGACAGAGCCGCCUCCAUUAAACCAGCACAAGGGCCUGACUGUUUGUGUAUGGUGGAUACAGGGGUGGAUGCAGUCAUGAUGACGUUAUGGUUGACCUUAUUGCUGGCUCUCACUGUCGGAGCUGCCGAGAAUGAACGCUCUCCUGGAACAUAUAUCAUCACCUUUGCCAGAAAGAUCGCCCCGGGAUGGACAGUUCCAAUGAGAGUACAGAUUCUAAAUGCAACACAACCAGUGUCAAUUCAGAUUGCACUUGUCAACCGUACAUCAGACACUAUAAUACAGAGUACAACGAGGUCCUUCUCACAGGGUCAAACGGAAACAGUGGAUUUUCAGAUACCAAAAGACUUGCACCAACCAUGGAGAUGGCGUGAGCUACAGUUCAACUUCACAGGCACUGGCGGCCUGAACUUCAAAUCGUCCGAGACUUGUGAAUUUAAUGAGAAGUCUAAGUCCAUCUUCAUACAGACUGACAAGGCAAUGUAUAAACCCGGGCAAUCAGUAAAAUUCCGGGUUGUGUCGGUCUAUCCUAACCUGAAAGUGGUUCGGGAGCCCGUGGAUAUUGUCAUAUAUGAUUCGAACAAGAACCGUAUCAAACAGUGGCGGGGAGCUACAGAUCCCAGUGGUGUGGUUACUCGCGUCCUCACCACGUCAUCGGAACCAGUUCUUGGGGACUGGACGAUUGCGGUCACUCUUGAUAGAUACAAAGAAAUAAAAACUUUCACCAUUGCCGAAUAUGUGUUGCCCAAAUUUGAGGUGGAGACCGUACUGCCAUCGUACCUGACCUUGAACAUGACGUCUGUGUCGGCCGCUGUCACUGCCAAAUACACACACGGCAAAGGUGUGGACGGAACAGCCAAUAUCCGUGUUCGUUUCUCCUACUACUAUGGGUCAUAUAGCUCCAAGAAAAACCCAUCAAUUCAGAAAAAAGUAACGGUUGUUGAUGGCAAUGGUGACGUUGAAUUUUCUCUUGAUGAGUUGGGUGCCUUGGCCCAUGAAGGAGACACCUAUUCCAGCAAACCUUUGCUCGCAAACGACACCAACCUGCGGUAUCGCCAAAUUGUAGUGGAAGCUAAUGUCACUGAAACACUAACAGGAAAGACGCUUCCUGCCAAGACGACAACCAAGACAUUUCAUGAAAAUAGCAAUAAACUCAGAUUUAUGGAUGUUUGUCCCAAUGUCUUUAAGCCAGGCCUGACAUACCUGUGUGCGUUACAAGUAAGCCAGCAGGACGACAAACUUGUGUCGCCAUCUGAUCUGGAAGACGUUAAUGUAACAAUCACCUAUCAAGUGCUCCUGCCAACCACACCGGCUCCACCUACCACCACAACCACCACUACCACCAGGCCCAAACCUACACCAGACAUGGUGCUGGAAGGUAAUGGAACGACGGGUUCAGGACGCCCUCUACCACCCAUCACUAUGGUUGACCCAGACUUCACACGUGGCCUGCCUGGUUAUUACCCCCGCUACAAGGCAGUUGUGCUCUCCACCAACCUGGUCAAGUUUAACCCCAAAACCGGCCUCGCUGAAAUUAAGGCGAACAUACCAACUGAUGCGGAAAGCAUUACUUUGAAGGCUGAAGGUUUUAACACCCAGGCAUAUAGAUAUGCCAGCAAGAGUCAUUCACCCACUGAUAGUUAUAUUCAGCUCACUGUGCCAAAUGCCGAAACUCGGGUCGGUGACAGCAUGGAAUUCCAGUUAAGAUCCACACAACCCAUAUCUGCCUUUACCUACCAGGUGUUGUCUAGAGGCCGCACUGUUGCUGUACAGGAUGCAUCUGUCCCUACUCCAUCAUCAAGCAACAUCUUCGCCAUACGUAUGACAGCCGAGAUGGCCCCUAACCCUCAGAUUGUUGUGUACUAUAAGCAUGCUGAUGGUGAAAUUGUUGCUGAUGCUAUAUCCAUUAAAGUGGAUGGAACAUUUGAUAACAAUGUGCGUGUCGAGUUUGACCGACGGAGCGUGAAACCUGGAGCAGCAGUGGAUAUGAGAGUGCACGCUGACCCCGACUCUCUGGUGUUCCUCCUGGGUCGGGACAAGAGUGUCCUGCUACUCAAAGACGGAAAUGAUAUUACAGAAGAGAUGGUUUCUCGAGAGCUCAUGUCAUAUGACUAUGGUUCCUACUUUGGGUGGUUUGAUACGUGGUACCGUGGAUGCUGGCUGCCUCGCUCUUCAGGGGGUACUGAUACCAAGGGAGUAUUUUCCGGGGCUAACCUUGCCGUUGUGACCGAUGCCAAUGUGUACGAACAUAAAGAAUACUACAACUAUGGUGGCCUUUACGCAAUGAAUGAUAGAAUGGACUCUGGUGGGAUGGGCCGUCAGUCAGUUGCAGUGCCUGAGCAAGCUAACUUUAAACCUGUAGAGAGAACACGCACUAAUUUCCCGGAAACGUGGAUUUGGACCAUGGUGGUUAUUGGUGCUUCUGGGCAAAGCGACUUAUCAUUGCAAGCUCCUGACACUAUCACAACGUGGAUCACAAGUGCCUUUGCUGUGCAUCCCGGAAAAGGACUCGCUGUCGCUACCCGGACUGCAAAUCUGACAACCGAACGUAAACUUUUCCUGAGAUUAGAGCUCCCGUAUUCUGUUGUUCGCGGAGAAGAGGUGGUACUACAGGCGACAGCAUUCAACUACCAUGACCGAGAUCUGCCCGUUCUCAUAGUUCUGAAACGGAACAAGGACUUCCACAACAUUUUUCUGAGUGCAACAUCUGGUGUUGAAACUGGAAAAGACAUAUACUCAACUCAACAAUCACAUUCUAUUGAUAUACCAGCAGGUGAAGGUCGCGCUGUGUAUUUCGUGAUCAAGCCUAUGGCGAUCGGUGACGUGACACUGGAGGUGGACUUAUUGUCCUGGGUGCCUGGCGAUGGCGUGAGGAGACCCCUGAGAGUGGAGCCUGAAGGAUUGGAGCGCACAGAAAACGAGGCUUGGCUGAUCGAUCUCCGGGGAUCCUCAACGUUCCAGGAAAGCACAUCCGUCGAUUUCCCUCUACAAACCGUCGAGGGGUCACAAAAACUAAGAGUCAGCGUUGCAGGUGACAUUCUCAGUUCUUCUCUGACAAAUAUUGAGAAUCUAGUCAGAAUGCCUGGCGGUUGUGCAGAACAGAACAUGGUGAGAUUUGCCCCAAACAUCUACGUCAUGAAGUACCUGCAGAGAACUCAGCGUUUGACCACACACAUUAAAGACACAAUUGAAACGUAUAUGGAGAAAGGAUACCAACAAGAAUUGCGCUACAAACACAGAGAAGGGUGUUAUUCUACGUUUGGAGAGUCUGCUAUUUACAGUUAUGGUAACAGGAACUGCAGUAUGUGGCUCACAGCGUUUGUAUUGAAGUGCUUUACCCAGGCGUACCCUUGGAUCCCAGACGUCAUAGACACCAACGUGAUGUCUCAAGGCUUACAGUGGGUAGUCGGCCAGCAGGGAGAGGAUGGUAGCUUCCCGGAGGAUGGACACGUUUUCAAUAAGAGAAUGCAGAGUGGUACAGGGGCGGGUGUUGGCCUCACCGCAUAUGUACUCAUAGCUCUCAAGGAGGCACAGGCUGCACAGGUGCAGUGGGCGUCUAAUAACGAGGUCCCAACGGAUAUACUGGGUGGGGAUCGAUCCCCUGGCAAUCCCCCAGCUCCCAGACUACCAGCAUCGGUACUAACGGACAAAAUGCUCUUGGAUUCUGCUAAUAAAGCUGUGCAAUAUUUGGAGUCCCGGUUCGACACCCUGAACACAACUUAUGACAAGAUCCUCGUGGCCUAUGCUCUCGCUCUUGCUGGUAGUAACAGGGCUCUUGAAGCUCAGUCCAUCGUUGAAGCCGCGGCUGUCAAUGACGUAAGCUCUAAACAUUGGAUGGACCCAUCACCGCCUAAACCCACGGGAUACUUCCACUACCGAUGGUAUCGCGACACUGAAGCCAAGAGUAUAGAGAUGACGUCAUAUGCUCUUCUCCUCUACUCUCUGACUAGCAAUGUAACGGAAGGACUCCCUGUCAUGCGGUGGAUCAGUAACCAGAGAAAUGACAGGGGAGGCUUUAUAUCGACACAGGACACGGUUGUAGCCCUUGAAGCGCUGUCAAAGUUUGCUGGUGAUGUGUAUUCACCACAGACAUCCAUCAAUAUUUCUGUCAACAUGCAAGGGUAUUCCAAGAAUUUUUCUAUCAAUUCUGACACAGCCCUCCUACUACAAGCGGGUGAGAUUCCAGUGGCCAAUGUACCCAGUGUGCUGACUCUGACAGCCUCCGGGUCUGGGGUGGCGGUACUACAGGUGCAUAAACAGUAUAACGAGAACACGCCUUCUACCAAUCCCAAGUUUGAAUUACGUGUAGAGAUCCUGGAACAGACAGACAGGAGAUUUGUAUUGAAGACAUGCUUCCGUCAUCUUGAAGCAGGAAGUAGUGGUAUGAGCCUUCUCAACAUUGGAGUACCUACUGGUUUUGACCCGGACCUUAAUGAGAGGCAACAUACUGCAGUCUUUUCCCGCUCCGAGAGAAAUGGAAACACGCUGACACUUUACUUCAACGAAAUUUCGGAUCGCGAGGGAUGUAUAAACACUGUGAUGACCAUGGCUGAUGUUGUGAUUGACUCCCGACCUAGCACGGUUGCCCUUCAGGAAUACUAUGAACCGGAUAAUGUUGUUUCAACUCUUUACCUUCGGAAGGCCACGGAGAUGUGUAGCUUGUGCCCUGGAUGCAGCUUCCGAUGCCAACACAGAGUUCAACCAGUCAUGUAGAUGGCACGUGUCCAUAAUGAAACACGGACAAUGUUGAAAUUGAAACGAACAAGCCCCCACUCGUUACAAGAACACAAUUCCUGUUUCACAUGUAUGUGUAGUUUAAUGAAGAAAGUGUAGUUUCUAACCGCCAUUUGUAAAGGUAGCACAUUCUUCUUAUGCAUUGUGUUAUACUUUUCGUGAUUUUUCCAUGUUUUUCAUUAAGCAGAAUAACCUCCUGUGUGUUAUGUUAUGUUAGUUAUGUUUUGUAUAACAGAAUGUAACAAAGUAGGGCCACAGUUCAAUAUUUAAUAUAAACAAAUAUAUUGCCACAUGUAUUACAGAUAAUUUGGGAAGCACUAUCCGACACGUUGUUGUUACAUGCAAUAAACGAGGGUAGGUGGUUAUUUAGGGAUAUACUAUAUGCACACAUUAAAUGGACAUUUGUGAUAGAAGAAAUCGGAGUGUGCAAAAGACAUAAGUGCACCUUAGUCAAUGAAAUCCAUCAAAAUAUCUGUGUGUAAGCACCCAUUAUGUUCUGUAUAUAUAUUUCAACUUUCGAAAACCUUUCUAUUAUUGCCUUUUUAAAGUUAGUUGAAAAAACGUCAUAUUGAUAUCUCAUGUGAACAAGGCUACGUGUCGUGUGUUAGCACUGCAAAGCCUUCAUAAUCGAUCAUCGAUGAUGCAUUGUAUUUAUCAGUGACAUGUUCAUUUCUCAGAUUUAUGUUUGACAAUGAACAAACCAUUACAUUACAUUUCUUUUGUAACGAAUAGUAAAAUAUCUUUGUUAGAAUGUAUCGGAUUAUACAAACAACCUGACUCCUGUCAUCCAUCUCUUGAUAAUAGUAUUUUUUACGGUAUACAGCUAUCUCCUAAUUGUGCUUGUCAGUUGAUAUUUUCAAAGAUAGAGUUAGUACUACUCCUUAAAGUAGGUUUGUUAUAAAUUUGAAUUUUAACUUUGCAUCAGUUAUAACAAGAUUCCAAAGUGUAUUAAAUGUUUCAUACAGACUUAUUAUGUAAUGUCCUUUUUUCCUCCAAGAAAUAAAUAUUUUCGAACGUCA
Messenger RNA from Haliotis rufescens (red abalone), 5862 nucleotides. RefSeq names its product alpha-1-macroglobulin-like. Gene Ontology annotation, cellular component: extracellular region. The coding region runs from base 161 to 4822 and encodes 1553 amino acids. NCBI's taxonomy places the organism in Eukaryota, Metazoa, Mollusca, Gastropoda, Lepetellida, Haliotidae. The record is from RefSeq and is a predicted model, not a curated record. The transcript has 36 exons. Gene Ontology annotation, molecular function: endopeptidase inhibitor activity.